AGUGGACAGAGAGACAGAGAGAGUCAGAGAGAGAGAUACGGAGAGAGACAGAGAGAGAGAGACAGAGACAGAGAGACAGAGACAGAGGGGGACACAGAGAGAGAGAGAGGUUCGUCUUCGCUCCCCGUCAGUCAGUCAGUCAGUCAGUGUGUGACAGUGUGUGGUGAGAGGAAAGUGUUGGUGGAGGGAUACCACAGACAUAGGACUGAGUGAUUCCCCGCCCGCCCGCCCGCCCACGUCUCGGCAGAACAUCAGAUCUCUCUCUCCACACGCGUCAGCCACACAGCGCUCGUCACCGCUCACUCGCCACCACUCCGAGGAACCUGACUCAGGCGAGAGUCGAGAAGGCGUGAGUCGAGAAGAAGACAUCUGCUGUUGCCAUGGCAACGGAAUGCCAGGAAAUGACGCCAUCGGGAUACAACCGAGACAAUAAACGACCGGUGACGUCAUCGGCCACUGCAACAACAUCCGACAAGAUUCAGGAAAGUGGUACAAGUGGUGGUGGUGGUGGUGGUCGUGGUGGUGAGGAGGAGGAGGAGGAGGCGUUGGCCACCGAAGGAAUUCUGAUCCAAACGAUUUCAAACGAUUCGGGGAAUUCGACUCAUCAAACUAAACAGAUUAACGUUCCGCCAAACAUGAACACUGCAAAUACUGACGUCAGACAAAAAGACAGCACGUCGUCUGCACGCGAAAUAAUCGGGAACCCCCCGAAAGAACAGCAAAAAGUCAUGCUGGACAAGCGAAGAGCCACCUCUGACGGGCUCCCAGGACUCACAAAGUCCUGGGACACCCGCGAAAUUGACGCCAUUUUGGCGCGAAAGAUGAGCAGUACCGACCUGAAUAGCGCGCGGCCAAAGAAGAAGAUUUCUGCCAUCGGAACCGUGGUGGAAGAGCCGGCAUCAUGGCGGACGAUAGGCGAAUCGGAGGCGCUGAGAAGAACAAAAUGUCGACGUGUCUAUGCCAAGCUAGGACAGCACAAGGACUUAGCCUUGUUUUAUCGGGCCGGCAAGUUCUUUGCCAUGACUGCUUGGUGCUCUCAUAUGG
Aplysia californica (California sea hare) is the source of this 1044-nucleotide messenger RNA. RefSeq lists its product as uncharacterized. Lineage: Eukaryota; Metazoa; Mollusca; Gastropoda; Aplysiida; Aplysiidae. Gene Ontology annotation, molecular function: 2 iron, 2 sulfur cluster binding. The record is from RefSeq and is a predicted model, not a curated record.